This is a messenger RNA of Bombyx mori (domestic silkworm), 6245 nucleotides long. Its product is annotated as poly(A) RNA polymerase gld-2 homolog A. The record is from RefSeq and is a predicted model, not a curated record. The transcript is spliced from 10 exons. Gene Ontology annotation, molecular function: poly(A) RNA polymerase activity. NCBI's taxonomy places the organism in Eukaryota, Metazoa, Arthropoda, Insecta, Lepidoptera, Bombycidae. The coding region runs from base 369 to 1772 and encodes 467 amino acids.
CUGAGAAAUGACCGUCAGAUGUCACUAGUUAGUGCUACAAAAGUCAUGGCGGAUUUUUUUCACAAGUUUUUAUAGAUUUGCCGUAAUUUGUGGGUAGAUUUAUUACUACCGGCGUCGAAAAAAAUUUUAAUUCUCUUAACGGCAACAAGUAAGCGAUUAGUGAAAUCCAAAGUCAAAAGAACGGAAACUUUGAUUUAAAAAGCGACCCAACACAAACGUCUCGAAUUUCUGUGAAUUAAUGAUAAAUAAAAUCGUUCCAAUUUUUAAUAGGACGCUACGGACUCUUAAAAUAAUUUUUUUUCGCCUACUAUGACGCAAUAGGCUGUAAAAGUGUGCCUUUAGAUUAGCACUUCAUACAGAUAUCAAAGAUGAACGAGGGUGCGCCUGUAAUGUUCCAUGCAGGCGGUGGGUACGGUCCGGGUGUUUACGUGAUGCCGAUGGAACGGCCUCGGCAGUAUGGGCUGGAGGUGGUUCCUACGAACGUGACUGGCACAGCUUCCCCCUCGACCCCGAGUACUCCACGUCGCUGGCAGCGCCGCGACCGACAGAAGGAUACAGCAUUUGGAUAUGAUUCAGAUGACUCCAGUUUGUCUAGCAAUGCUUCUAGCUCCAACAAGUCUGGUGAAAAAGGGGAAUGUACGUCUAGCAACCCAGAUCACACGGCAGCGGGGAACACGGCCCAGGUUCUGUACAACGCGCGGGAGUGGCGCGGCCGGCGGCGGGACGUGAGGCCGCAGCGCCGACUCGCACCGGAGCGGUUCUUUAAGGCCACCUAUCCCUUUCAAGUUAAGUUCACACCGGAUGACCUUUUAAAUGGGUCCAAGUACGACACCCUGUCGCAGGAGAUCUGGGACAAGUUCGUCAAGUCGCAGCAGACUGAGGAGACGUUCCGGAAGAAGAUGAACCUUUGGAGAUAUCUAUAUGUCACUAUCAAAACGAUAUUCCCCCGCUACGGGCUGUACGUGGUGGGCUCCACCAUGUCGGGCUUCGGGCUGGAGUCGUCGGACAUGGACCUGUGCCUGCACGUGCGCGCGCACCAGCACGUGGAGCCGCGCCCGCACGCGCUGCUGCACCUCAACUACAUCCUCGGCUACAUCCGGAGCUUCGACCCCGGUGCGGAGCUGAUCCAGGCCAAGGUUCCGAUCCUGAAGUUCCGCGACGUCCGCAACGGGCUCCAGGUGGACCUCAACUGCAACAACGUGGUCGGCAUCAGGAACACCGACCUGCUGCACUGCUUCUCCAGAAUGGACUGGCGCGUGCGGCCGCUGGUGGCGCUGGCCAAGCUGUGGGCGCGCGCGCACGCCAUCAACGACGCGCGCCAGCGGACGCUCUCCUCCUACGCGCUCACGCUCAUGGUCAUCCACUUCCUGCAGUGCGGCACGAGCCCCCCCAUCCUGCCGCGCGCCUGCGACGUGCUGCGCGCGCCCCCCCGCGGGCCCCCCGCCGCGGCCCCCCCGCACAGCCGCGCCACGCUGGGGGAGCUGUUCCUCAACAUGCUGCGCUACUACGCCACCUUCCCGUACUCGCGCAUGGCGGUGUCGGUCCGGGCGGGCGCGCGCGUGUGCGUGUCGGAGUGCCGCGCCGCCCGCGCCUGCAAGAACGACCCGCACCAGUGGAAGCUGCUCUGCGUCGAAGAGCCCUUCGACCUGACCAACGCGGCGCGCUCCGUGUACGACCCGGACACGUUCGAGCGCAUCGUGAGCACGUUCCGGGACAGCUACAGGCGCCUGUCCGCCGGCCUGCGCCUCGGCGACGCCUGGCCGCAGCGAUGAUACCGGCCCCCGCCCCGCCCGCACAGCCGCCAAUGAACAAUACAUAUAAAGAAUAACUAAACGUGUAGCACAUUCUAACAAGGUGCGGCGAUUGUAUCCAUGGCUUAGACCGUGACUCCGUCACUUCGAGGUCGACCCGUCUGCGAGUGUACCCGGGAGGGCUAGCGGGGGGCGCCGCCCCGAAUGCGUCCCCCCGGUGCCACGACGUACUAGGUUAUUGCAGAAAAUAGCUUACAAACAUAGCUCCUAGCACUCACAGCUCCACUAAAUACUAAAUUAUUAUGUAUAUAUUUUAUGUGCACGUUUUUUUUAUAUUUGCCGUGCGGUACUUUAAAGGAUGGUAAUAAAAUCUUGAUGGAGUUUCCCAAUCGGAGGGACAAGUGUGCAGCUCGGCGCCGGGACCCGCCUCUGAGCUUAGUGUAACUAGAGUCGCGUGGCAACCCCGCCCCCGCCCCCGCCCCCCGCCGCUCCAUCCCCGCGACCCCCAAUUAAACUUUAAUAGAUUUACUAGAUCAAGUACCUCACUUUUAAAUAAAGUUAUUUAAUUACAAAUGGAAUUGUUUAUUAAAGAAAUGUAAGUAGGUCCCGCGUGCGGCGGGCGGGAGGGCCCCGCUCUCCCGGAGAAUUUUACUCAGGUUGUGGAAAAGUCACGUGUACUCGGAGAUUAAUUGUUCAGUCAAAUAACGACGGGCCGAUGUCGAGGGAUUGUGUUUUGUUAUUUAGUCUCUUUAAAUGAAACUGGAGCACCGGGUGCUCCGCGCCGGGUCGGCUGCUAGCGGAACUAUACAAAGGAACGGGGGGCGUGAUCGACAUUGUGUGCGCGCCGGGGACUGCGGGGCGGGCCGGGGGGACACGCACCCCGCCCCGCCCCCGCCCCUCCCCGCGCGUCCCGCCGGCGCGCUCCUGUGCAGGAAACGCAUUCAAUUGUACGAGUGUGUCUUAAAUUAAAAUGAGAUAGUUUCAUCCAAACUUUGAAUAGACACAUUAAGUACAUUGAGAACAGUGAACCAUUUCUCUCUUACUUUGGAACUGAAGACAGGCUCAGCGCAGCGGGGCCUAGCAGCUAACUGACGUUAGCAAUGGCCGGCCAACCGCUCGCUAACGGCGAUACCAACUCGAUGAGCUAAGGAAGAAAUGUUCAGUGUGCACUCGGCGACACGAUCGCAAUGUUGAUACGCGCCGGCACGUGCCUCGUGUCAACUACAUUUACUUACACUUAGGUAUCGGCACAAGAGUCUGCUUACAUCAGUACCGACGCUACAGUGUUGUAUGCAGGACAAACUCUCGUCGGCUCGGCGCUCCGACCGACUAAAUAUACCGACCUGCUUACAUACGUGUGGUUAACGUUCACAGAAUAGUAUUUAAUUAUCUACUUAUAAAUGAGAACUAUAGUCUAGUUUCGACCUAGUCGAAUAGCGUAACAACAUAAUUGUUAUAGGAUAUUUUAAGAGAUGAAAAAGAUGAAAAGAAUAAUAUGGCAAUUAAAAAAAAGUCACAUAAUAUCAAGUAAAUCGGUAGAGAAAAAUAUUAGAAACGUCGCGGUAGUCGCCGGGGUCCGGCUCCGACCUAAGACUGAAUUGUAUCAUAAUAUAUUCGCCUCACUAGUAUCGACGUCGACCCAUCACUAGAGGUCCGCAGACGUGGCGACAUGUUGCGUCCCAAUACGUUUAAUAUUUAUUUAUUUUUUCGUUCUUUAUAAGUUAUUUUAAUAUAUAUAUAUAUGUUUUUAUGUACAUAGUUAAGAUAAAAAAAAACAUUUUUAGUAUCGUGUGCGUUUUGUAAAUAUGUGUACAGAGUAAAUGACAAAAAUAAAUAUAUAAAUAUGAUUAUAUUGGAAUGUACCCGUCGACGGCUCGGCGCGGAGGGUCCGCGGGAGCCUUCACGAAAAUUAUGUUUGAAAGGGAAGAGGAAAACCGGCAGUCGUCAAUGCAAAUUGUAGUACAUCGGUACGCCGUACAAUGGCACGUGUCAUUAACAAUUGUCAACUUUAAAAGUUGCAUUUAUUUAUUCUUCCUAAUGUAUGGGUGCUAGUAGUGAAACUCGCGUGAUCCCCGCGGCGGUCCCCCCGGGACGGUCUCCACGCGGUGGGACCCCCGGGGCGAUCCCCCCGUGGCGCCCCCCCGCGGCGUUCCCCCCGGGGGUCCCGCGGCGCGCGCCAUCGAACCGAUAUGUUCCCGCGAUGCGCGACGCCGGGCGCCGCGGCACACGCACUCACAUUGUUACUCGGAAUUUUAUUAUUUAGCUGUUUAGUACUUGUUUGUUUUUAAUUUUGAAUGUGUUAUCGGAGUUAGUUAAAAUUAAGAUAAAUCUAUGGUAAUGUUAGAAGUUAUAAUGAAUGAUUUAAAAUCACCAUCUUAACGUUGUCCCGCAGCUAAUGUUGUUGUCCGAAGCCGGCUGUUUUAUAUAAUAAUAAUGUUAUUGCGUAAGUUUUAUAAAGAUUUUACACGAGCGGCGCCGCGCCCUCGAAUAAUACCGAGAGUACAAUAAAUAAUGAUUUUUAAUUUAAAAAACGUGUUAUUUGUAAGAAAAACGGUAAGGUUAGAAAAAAAAAGUCUCAAAAACACGAUUCUAAAAUAAUAAAAAACAUAAAAUUCGAAGAAACAUAUAAAAAUGUGAAAAUAAAAUAAAAAAAAUAAAAAUAUAAAAAAAAUAAAAAAAUAUAAAAAAAAAUUACAAAAAUAAUUGACAGUCCAGAGUCAGAUUUUAGUCGCAUGCUCUUCACUUUUAUAUAAAAAUUUGUUCAUAAAUCGCUAUCUACAAAUAAGUUUUAUAGAUUUGUUUAAAAUUGUUUUAAAAAAUUAUGUCAAUAUUUACUUUAAAAAAUACCUGAAAUGCCUCAUUAAAUCAUUCGCUUAUGAAUUAAUUGUUCAAUUAAUCUUUCAUCUGUCCCGUAACUUAAUGGCUGUGUAUUUAUUUUAGAUCAUAGGAAAAAUAUCAUCUCACUCUGACUCUGGAUCGAAGUGUUGCGACACCAACAUCUGUUGUUCUCUUAUGUAUAGUUCAAAUUGGUAGGCAUUAAUAUUUUUGAAGACACUUAAACAUAUAUAUAUAUAUAAUAUCUAUGCGAUAAUCUUUAUGGGACAAAAGAUGAUAUUUUUUCUAUGAUUCCAUUAUUUUGGUCUGGUGACUUGCAGAGCCCCCGCGCGUCCCAGACCCGCGACUUGUUCGAAUAUUUGCACUUAUCAACCAGACAUAAAGUGGUAAAACUUUAAUAAGAUCUAAAAACUAAAAUAUCUUCCCAUAAACUUGGCUCAAAUAUUUUCAAGAGCUUGAAAAACGUUCAUUAAUCUUGAAAAUCAAGUAGAUUUGAAACCAAAAUAUUAAUUAUAAACCUAUAAUAUAAAAUGCAUUUUAAUCAAUACAAUAAUUAUAUUUGUUUGCAAAGUCAAAUUCAUUCUCGUUUUGUAGAAUUUGGUUUCAAAUUGAUCCGUGCAUAUCCUUCAAUAUACAUAUAAUUUCAGUAAAGGAAUCAUGACUUCGAUUUAAAAAAAUCAUUUGUAAUUAAAAUGUUACCUACCUACCAAAUAUAUAUAUCUUGGUAAGUUUAGUCUUUAACAGUAACCAAAAGUGUUGUUUUGGGCGUGCUAGCAAAACUUGUUAUAUUGAAGCUCACCAGUGUGCUUAGUGCGAGCUAUUUGUAUUGAGUUAGAACAACUCCACUACGUUUGCCGCUAGGGACGCUGUUACAGCUCGAUACAAAUUGAGUUAACUUUUAUGCGAUAGAGAAGUUAAAAAACUCUCACUUAGCACACAGUACAAUGCAAGCACCAUUAUGUGUGUGUGUGUGUGUUGUAGUAGAGGUGUAACUGUCACAUUUCCAAAAUAAAUGGUGCUUAAAAAUACGCCCAAAUUGAUAAAUUAUAAUAUGUAAUACUAAAAAAGUUUGCAGUCUGGGUGACAUUAAGUUGGUUGUUUUGGGGGGACAAACAUAUAACAAUCACUGCCAAAAAAAUUAAAAUUGGGGAUGGUAAUUGGGAAGCUAUUUAAUUGUAUUUAUUCUACUGUAAUAUGUUUUGGCCUAAAGUUCAAAGUGCGUUUAUAGAUACUGAAAGCAAUAAAAUGUUGUGUCCAUAAGUUUUAAGCAUUAGAUUUUUGAAGACCUAAGUAACUUCUAUUGCUUUGUCUAAAUAUUAUGUAACAUGUCCACUAAUAUAGUUCAUUAAAAUGAAAUGCAAAACAAUUCUAGCAGGCUGUUAUUUUGAACUUUUUAAAUUACAGUUUACUUAUCCUAUUGCAGUUAAUAAAACUGGUUAAAUUGUGUUAUAACAAUCCAAUUGUUUCGAACUCUCUCGUAGAAAUUAAUUGCGCCUCCUUCAAUCGCUCAUAAAUUAGUAACGGAAUGGUGGCCAAGUUCUACCAGAAGUCCGCCUUGUUGUUGCAUUAUAUUUUGAUGAACACAUUGUAUCUAUCGUUGGACAAAAUGAAUUGUAAAGUGGAUAUUUGGAACUGAUAUUAAAUAAAAAUAUACACAAC